AUGGUGCGCCUACGGGAAAUUGAGCGGACCGCUGUGUUUGCCUGGUCGCCAGGCGCUGGAGCACCUCUCAUUGUCACGGGAACACGAGCCGGCGCCGUGGACGACGAUUUCUCUAGCGAAGUCAAGCUCGAGCUAUGGGAACUGAGCCUGGAGAAGCUGGGCGGCGACCGAGAACUGUCGCCAGCUGGCAGCAUCACCACCGACUCCGCCUUCAACGAUAUCGCCUGGAGCCAGCCAGAUGACGAGCAUCCGCUGGGUGUGAUUGCAGGAGCAUUGGAAAAUGGCUCAGUCGAUGUCUGGGACGCUCAAAAGCUGCGCAGUGCAUCCUCGGACGCAUUCAUCUCAAGAACUUCCAAACACAGCGGCAGUGUCAAGGCGCUGCAAUGGAAUCCACACAGACACAAUCUGCUGGCCUCGGUCGGCGCCAAGGGCGAGAUUUACAUUUACGACCUGAGCAACAUGGCCAAUCCGUAUCGAUUGGGAGCUAGUACAGCACGAGCCGAUGACAUCGAGUGCCUGGAUUGGAAUAAGCAAGAGAAGACAGCACAUAUCUUGGCGACCGGCAGUAGUGGAGGCUUUGUGACCGUUUGGGACGUCAAGCAGAAGAAAGAAAUCAUGACGUUGAACAACCAGGGUCGCAAAGCAGUCAGUGCAGUUGCUUGGGACCCGACCGAGAGCACAAAGCUAGCAACUGCUACGCCUAAUGACCAAGAGCCCUUGAUCUUCCUCUGGAGCUUGCGAAACAGCAGUGCGCCGGAGCGGACGCUGAAGGGCCACGAACUGGGCGUUCUUGGUUUGGCCUGGUGCUUGCAGGACUCCGAUCUGCUUCUGUCUUGCGGCAAAGACAACCGCACCAUCUGCUGGAAUCCGAGGACCGGCGAACGAUACGGUGACUUUGCUACCGGAUCCAAUUGGGUAUUCCAAACUAAGUGGAACCCACAUAACCCCAAUCUCAUCGCGAGUGCCUCCUUCGACGGCAAAAUCCUUGUAACGUCGAUACAGAGCACAAAUGGCAAAGCUGAAGAGCAAGGUGCUGCCACACAAGGCUUGGAUGGUGAGGACUUCUUCGCAAAGGCGCAGACGCAGCCUCAAGGAGUCUCAUUCAACCUGCCGAAAGCUCCUAGGUGGGCAGGUCGGCCAUCGAGUGUCUCCUUUGGGUUUGGUGGCAGACUGAUCAGAGUGAGCAAGAACAAGGUGUCGAUUGAAACAUUCGAGGUCGACAGCUCAAUCGGAGAGGCUACAACUAAGUUUGAAGAGAAGCUUCGAUCUGGCGAUCUGGCCAGCAUUUGUAGCGCAAAGAUUGAGGCUGCUGAGACAGAAGAAGAAAAGGCGGACUGGCAGGUGAUCAACACUCUCAAUACCGGCAAAUCCAGAAAACAGCUGCGGCAGUAUCUCGGCUUCGAUGAAACGGAUAGUGAGCUUGCAAAUGCGACCGAGAAGCUGACCGUGAAUGGUGAUGCCAAAGAGAAUGGCUCCAAGGAUGAUGAUUUUUUCAAUAGCGAUGGUGACAGCUUCCUCGCAGACUUGGCAGGAUCAAAGGGCGCCAAGAUCAACAACCCUUUCAAGAUCUACACUGGCUCAGAGUCGGAGGCCGAUAAGCGCAUCACUCGUGCGCUGAUGCUCGGUCAGUUCGAAGCAGCACUGGAUGUAUGUCUGGAAGCAGACCGUAUGUCGGACGCCUUCAUGAUUGCUAUCUGUGGCGGUCAAUCCUGCAUCGACAAGGCUCAAUCCGCAUACCUGAGAAAGCAAGCCAAGGGACCCAAUUAUCUUCGUUUGCUGGCAAGCAUCGUCGGCAAGAACCUCUGGGACGUGGUGCACAACGCUGACAUCGACAAUUGGAAGGAAGUCAUGGCAACACUGUGCACGUACGCUGAUGAGAAAGAGUUCCCCGAUUUGUGUGAAGUACUGGGUGACCGCCUUGAGGAAGCCUACCAGACCGGUGACAGUCCGAAGAGUCUGCGAAAGGACGCCUCUUUUUGCUACCUUGUGGGCGCGAAACUGGAGAAGGUCGUCAAUAAUUGGGUGGAAGAGCUACAGGAGCAAGAAAAGGAGACACUUGAGAAGUCUGAGAGUGACAACGUCUUCUCCGUGCACGCCAAGUGUCUGCAAGAUUUCAUCGAGAAGGUGUCAGUCUUCCGCAAAGUUGCAAACUUCAAUGACUCUGAGCUCCAGGCCACGGCAGACUGGAAGCUCGCACCAUUGUACACACUGUACACCGAACACGCCGAGAUCUUGUCCGCUCAUGGCCAGCUUGCGAGUGCUGAACGCUACCUCGAUUUGAUUCCGCCGAAAUUUUCGGGCGCAGAAACAGCACAACAGCGAGUCAAGCAAGCGACAAGAAAAGCCGCAGUACGACAACAACCUGCUGCCGUUACCCAACGCACAACUUCACGAGCUCAGCCUCCAAUACCCUCCUUCCAACAGCCAGCUGCACCAUUGCAGCCGCCACACCCCCUCGUCAACCAAGCUCGAAACGCGGCACCGACACAAUCGCCAUACGCUCCAACAGGCGCAAUAGGAACGCCAGCUGCUCAAAGUCCGUAUGCGCCGUCUACGCCAAUGGGCAACGCGUAUCAGCCUCCACAAGCGGCUACGCCAUAUGGUCAGCCAGCUUAUGGAGGCUAUCAGCCGCCGCAGCAGCAAGCACCACUCCCUCCCCCGCCUCGAGGUGCCACUUCUUCUCCCGCCAUUCCGCCGCCAUCGCAGGCGAAGAACAUUACUGAUUGGAACGAUCUGCCGACUGGAAUGGUCAAGGAACGCCCUGCAAACACACGCCGUGCCACACCGGCUCCUGGCCAGCCUGUGAGCUCACCGUUUGCAAAUGCUCAACCGAACCCUAUGUCACCUCCACAGAGUGCGUAUGGUCUUCAGAAGCCGACGCCACCACUUCCACCUCCGCCCAAAGCUGGCGAGGCUCCUCCCCGCGUGGCCUCACCUUGGACUUCACUUCCACAAGGCAUACAGCGACCUCCAUCCUCUCUUGCCAGCGCUUACGCACCUCCCGUACAAUCACAACCUGUUGGCUCGACUCUUCCAAGCCCUGCUCCUCCGCCUGUAGCUCGCGGUGCUUCGCCAUACCAGCCACCGCCCUCAACAUCCACAGCAGCUCCUUCGAGUCGGUAUGCGCCUGCGCCCGGCAGCCAUCCCACUCCAGCACCUCAAGCAAGCGCUCCUGCACAAACAGGCCCUCCGCCUCGUACAGGCCCAAGCGCGCCUCCGCGAGGGCCUCCGCGCGCAUCAAAUACGCCUAUUGGUGGUGGAGCUGCUCCUCCCGUGCAGCAACUUCCAACGCCGCAGACUGAGUCGCCACCCAGCACAGCGCCAGCACAGCAACAAAGUGCUCCAGCCCAGGCCAAGUACCCGCGAGGAGACAGAUCACACAUUCCUGGCAAUGCUCAGCCGAUUGUUGACCUGCUUGCGCCUGAAGUUGCCAGAAUUAGAUCCGUUGCGCCUCAGAGCUUCAAGCCACAGGUUGAUGACAUGGCGAAGCGCAUCGACAUUCUCUUUGACCAUCUUAACAACCAGGAUCUGUUGCAAGCUGACACUGUGCAGCAAAUGGUGCAAAUCUCACAACACGUGCAGCGCAAGGAAUGGGAUCAGGCACAGUCACUGUUUACAGAGAUUCAACAGGCGAAGCUCGAAAGCGAAGGAACGCAUUGGAUGGUGGGUGUGAAACGUCUCAUCGCGAUUGGCAGGGCUACAAAGGCUUAG
This is a messenger RNA of Pseudocercospora fijiensis CIRAD86, 3711 nucleotides long. RefSeq lists its product as uncharacterized. Gene Ontology annotation, cellular component: endoplasmic reticulum exit site; COPII vesicle coat. Lineage: Eukaryota; Fungi; Ascomycota; Dothideomycetes; Mycosphaerellales; Mycosphaerellaceae. Bases 1 to 3711 code for a protein of 1236 amino acids. Gene Ontology annotation, biological process: COPII-coated vesicle cargo loading; endoplasmic reticulum to Golgi vesicle-mediated transport; endoplasmic reticulum organization. The record is from RefSeq and is a predicted model, not a curated record. The transcript has 3 exons. Gene Ontology annotation, molecular function: structural molecule activity; protein binding.